GGUGACUAUACAGGUCAAAGAUCCCUCAGGCCAGCCUGUAGCCAAGUCAUUGCCAAGGACUCUAUCAGGGACACUGAGAUGGAAAUACCAGGGGAGCCAGCUGCCGAUCUUGGGCAGACACUGGAGUGGCUGAGGAGGGAGCUGGCUGAGAUGCAGAUCCAAGACCGGCAGCUGCUGCUCACCCUGCGGCAUCUGCACAGCCUCCUGGAGGAGAUUCGAGCCGAAAGUACCCACUGGGAGGAACCAGGGCCCAGCAGAAGCACAUCGCCCUUCCGAGCUAGGCUGGGCUCAGAGGGCAGGGGCUGCCAGCCUGUGCCCAGGCGACUGGCCCAGCUGCUCCGAGGAGAAGAAAGCAGGCGAAGCUCCCUUCCUUAACCAGCCAGAGGACAUGCGCCA
Messenger RNA from Acomys russatus (golden spiny mouse), 396 nucleotides. RefSeq names its product chromosome 4 C20orf202 homolog (gene C4H20orf202). Lineage: Eukaryota; Metazoa; Chordata; Mammalia; Rodentia; Muridae. Bases 79 to 375 code for a protein of 98 amino acids. The record is from RefSeq and is a predicted model, not a curated record. The transcript is spliced from 2 exons.